AUGGACCGGUACCAGAAACGAUCACAGAAAAAGUCCUCCGGUGUCGCUUCGGCGGUGCAGGGGCAAGGUACCCCUGUUGAGGGUUCUGCUGAAUUGGUUGCCUUCUCUGGCUCCUCCGCGCCCGGUUCCGGCGACGUCGCUGAAACAAAGCGCAAUCCUCGCAAUCGUGGGUACGGUAAGUCAAGCUUCGCUGAAGGGCGUGACCGUCCUUUUUAUCGAGGCUCUAGAAUAGGUACGGCGACAACACCUCUCGCUCUGGGGAGAUGGUGGAGGGUAACGUUCUCACCGAGCGCGAGAACGUGCAACCUGGCGUCAAUCCCGACGCUGAAGUGGUGGUCUCCGGCGAACCCGUCGUGA
This is a messenger RNA of Babesia ovata, 357 nucleotides long. Its product is annotated as restriction endonuclease. Lineage: Eukaryota; Apicomplexa; Aconoidasida; Piroplasmida; Babesiidae. The transcript is spliced from 2 exons. The record is from RefSeq and is a predicted model, not a curated record. Bases 1 to 357 code for a protein of 118 amino acids.